Molecule: messenger RNA, 1830 nt
Organism: Leptopilina heterotoma
Lineage: Eukaryota; Metazoa; Arthropoda; Insecta; Hymenoptera; Figitidae
Product: zinc finger protein OZF-like
Exons: 4
Coding region: 44-1609 (521 amino acids)
Biological process (GO): regulation of transcription by RNA polymerase II
Cellular component (GO): nucleus
Molecular function (GO): RNA polymerase II transcription regulatory region sequence-specific DNA binding; zinc ion binding; DNA-binding transcription factor activity, RNA polymerase II-specific
Source: RefSeq, a predicted model, not a curated record
UAUUUUAAUGUCUGUCUGUAAAUAGUGUGUUAAUAAGUGUACAAUGGAUAAAAUUAAAAACAAUUUAUUAAAUAAUAAAUUUGAUAAUAUUUGUCGAAUUUGUUUAAAAGAAUGUGGAAUAAUGUUGCCUAUUUUUAAAGAAAACGGUGUAAAAUUGGAAGAAUAUUUAUCUUUAGCAGAUAAAAUAUCGUCUAUCGCGGAAGUUCAGAUAAACGAAGGAGACGGAUUGCCGCAAUUAAUUUGUCAUCCAUGUAAUUUACGAAUUGAAAAAUUUUAUGAAUUUCGAGCUCAAGUGGAAAUUUCGGAUCGUGCUUUACGAACUGCUUUGGGCACGGAAAAAACUUCUUUUAAGGAAGAGAACAAUGAAUAUUACAAAAAUUUUAUAAGUAACAAUCUUUCCGAUGCUCAUUUAAAUUUAGGUGAAGUUAAUACGAUAAUGGUUCCUGAUGAUGAUGACAUGGAAGUGGUCUGGAAAAUUUGCAAUGCAAAUAAAGAAGAAUCGGAUAAUAUUGGUUACGAUGAAUCGAUUCUCAAUGAUUUUCAAGCAUACAAUAAUGAGAGUGAACAGGAAUUCGAUGGAAUUUUAAUGUCACCGGAAAAAUAUGCAUCUGGAAUUAUUGAUCGUAAAACAAAAGUACAACGUCUAAAUAAUUGCGCACAAUGCAAUAAAUGUUUCAACGAUAGUCAAGAAUUAGCUCUUCACUUAUCCGAUCACGUGACGAAUAAUGAGGAAAAUAAUGUAAAUGAUGAGACUAAAUGUGAAUUGUGUUUUGAACAAUUUUCAUCGUUAGAAAAUUUAAAAAUUCACAUACAGGAACAUUUUUGUGACACGCGUGUCACAAAUUCCGAGAAUAAUAGUAUUAAAUCCGAAAAGAAUAUAAACUAUCAGAGUAAUGAGGAAUAUCAUUGUUCGCAGUGUAAGAAAGAAUUUCUCACUGCGGAUGAAUGUUCUGAGCACAUUAAGAAGCACAAAGUACAAAAAUUAUUUAUGUGUGGAAUAUGCAAUAAAGCAUUUACGAGAAAUUCCUCGCGGAAAAGACAUGAAUUAAAUCAUGUUGAGAAGAAUUUCAAAUGUCGACAGUGUGGAAAAAUGUUUUUGAAAAAAACGGAAUUAAGGUAUCAUGUGAGUUGUCACGUGGUAACACAGCCGACUUGUGACAUUUGUAGGAAAACCUUUCAAAAUCGACAAUCAUUGAAACUUCAUAUGAAACGUCACACAGGUGAAAGUACAUACACUUGUAAAACAUGUGGGAAAAAUUAUUUUUCCAAUUCAGAAUUAAAUCGUCAUAUACAAAUACAUUUGGGAAAACGGGAUUUUCCCUGUUCAUUGUGUGAGCAAUCGUUUUUUUCAAAACCCGAACUCACAAGGCACAGUAAAUAUCAUCGUGGCGAUAAGAAAUUUAAAUGUCAAAUUUGCUCGAAAUCGUACUUUGAAUCUGGUCAUUUGAAAAUACAUUUGAGAAUACAUACUGGUGAAAAGCCAUUUAUAUGUGAAAUUUGUGCCAAAGCAUUUAUAUCAAAAUCAAAACUUGUGAGGCAUCAGAAAAUUCAUUUGAAAGCAAAUUCAAAGAAAAGUGAUAAAACAAAUGUUUUCGAAACGCAGAUUUAAUUUUACAAUAAUACACAAUGGUUCAAGUUUGAAAUUGUAUAUUGGAUAUGUUAUGUUUGAUGGAACAAAAAAAGGAAAAAAAAAAGAAAAAAAAAAAAAAAGAAUGAAAGAAAGCAGGAAAAAUAUAUGAAAAAUGUUGUUUCGUAUACUAGAGUUUAAGAAAAAAUGGUUUUUAUUAAAUCGAAAGAAAUACGAAAAAACAAGUGGAUUUGUUAUUUCUG